AUGGCGCCAACAACAAACUCCCCGAAGCGGUCACCCCAGGGUGUCGCAAAGGCUACCCAUCACAACCCCGCGGGUCGUUCCCCGAGAACGUCCAAUAAAGCUAUCUCCCUUGGUUCUCUGAACGCUGAUCGGAAGCGAAGAGCGGCCUCCGUAUCGAGUGUGUCAUCCGUCUCAUCCAUUGGCGAACUCAGCGACGAUGCAAAUGACUCCGAGGAUGAUGAUGCAGAUGACGAGGAAGAACAGCCAGCUGUUCGUGCCCCGUCUUAUGGUCGCCGUGACAGGGCCCAUAAGACGGGCGUGAAACAGAAGAAGACAAAGAAGAUGAAAUUCUCCGACGAUGAUGGCUACGAUGGUCAACGGAGUAGCGAUGAUAACAAUGAUUCUGACGAAAGCUCUGAUGAUGUCUAUGCCGCUGUGGACUACAUCAGCGAUGGCUCAGAUGAUGAGGAACAGGAUGUAGAGAAACUGGAAGAGUUGUUGAUUGUGGAGUCUGAAAAUGAAAACCCCGUUGGCGGUAUCCUAGCUCCCGGCGCUGAUGUUUGGGCCGGUCCCAAUGUUUUCGACGAUCAUAUGAUCCUGUCGGGUGCGUCCUUCUUUGAUGAAGAACAGCUUUAUACUGCCAUGGAAGCCUUCGGGGAGACCGACAUGGCUAGCGAGACUGCUAUUGAGACCCCGGUGCCGCGCCGGGUGCACUUCCAGGAAGACUCGGACUCCUCGUCUGAUAGUGAUUCCCAUACCGAGGAUGAGAUCCCCAGUGAUUUCCUCCAGCAGGAUAGUCUCGAUCCCCAGUUGCGUCGCAUGAUCGACAAUGAUAAUGAAAAUUUAUCCCGCCGCCGGCGUCAGUCUGAGGAGAUGUAUGCCGAGUCAGACUACGGGCAUUCCAAUAUUUAUCACGUGGAAUCCGAUGCCAUCUCCGAGGGUUCGGAGUCAAGCGGCUAUGAAACCGAUGAUGGCGAGACUACAGAUGAAGAUCUUCCCCCUCCUGCCACCAUCACGCACCCUAGGUCCAUCCUGCGUCGGGAUUCUUCGGCCUCGCUGGCGCCCACAGGUGAUGAGAAGAGCGAAACCACUUCUCGUCGGCGAGGACCGAUUAUGGGGACAUUUGUCGCCGACCCUUAUAAGCCUGUUGCACUUGUCGACUGCACUGGCAAGCACCUCGUGAUUAUCCCUGCCUAUGCCUCCUCUCGCCAUGAUUGGCUUGAAUCUGCCACGAAUAGCGCCUGCAAUACUGCUCAUAACAGCCCAAGGGCUACUACCAUGCAUCUUAUUGACGAAAGCGAUACGGACGCCCUCGCAUCGCCCAACCAUGCAGAUCUGAGCCCCAUGCUUGCAUCCAGUGCUAAUCUUAUGAUGACUGCCCUCGGUAAUGAUAUUGCUCCAGGCGGUCAGGUAAUGGGCCCCCCUGAGGCGUUCUAUCCAUCCCGUGAUUUUGCUAUCGAUAGCUCUUUCGAGGACGACGAUGAAGAUGAUCCGGAGUCGGCUUUGAAUGUCGAAGACUUCAUUGACUUCGGUGAUGGGUCAUCUGAUGACGAGAUGGAUAAGGCGUUCGACGAAGAAGCGCUGAUGUCGCCAAUGACUGCUCGGCCCCUACAACUCGGCACGGGCACACCGACCCCUAAUCGCGGUGCCGACUCCCAGCAGGCCAGCAGUGCGGAACGAUUCCUAAACCACUUGGACCGUGGCAUCGUUACCGCGUUCCGCCGGAAUCACAACCGCUACCAAGCACUGUUGCGUCUCCCACAGCAUCGGGAGUUUAUGCCGGCCAAUUCGCCUUCUCGCCCUGCUAGCGUCUUCAGACAUGCACGCCAUGCAGACCAACGCACCCCCACGCGCAAGCGCAAAGCUAGUGGGUACAACGGCGGGGAAGCGGUCCGACGAAAGCUGAUGGACGCCCACCGCCACACCCAGCUUCCUUUCUAA
Molecule: messenger RNA, 1920 nt
Organism: Aspergillus tubingensis
Lineage: Eukaryota; Fungi; Ascomycota; Eurotiomycetes; Eurotiales; Aspergillaceae
Exons: 2
Coding region: 1-1920 (639 amino acids)
Source: RefSeq, a predicted model, not a curated record